GUGCGCUAGCGGCUAGUGAUGCACCCUUGCUGCGCAGUAGCCCGCCGCCGCUCAUGAAGUGCGCACAUUAUGGACUGGCCGAUGGCGGACGAGUGGCCACUCGCGCCUCAAGACACGUGCUGCUGUUCUUGUGAAGAGCACAAGAAGCGACCGGCGCCUAAACCGCCCGAUCCAGGCGGACCUGCGCAAGCGCAGCUUUAUCCAGAUCAGAGUAUACUAAGUCAGAGUUUACCCUAUCCGAUUUAUUCGCAGUCCACGAUGGAGCUACCGCCACCCCCCGACAACGUUUCAACUCUCAGAGGGGAAACGCCGAGGGACUUGCGGAACAAAGCUGAAAAACAGCGACGGGAUAAAAUGAACAAAGCAAUAAAUGAAUUGAGCAAAAUUGUGCCACCUGUCCUGGCUAUGAAUCGCAAAGUUGACAAGACUAGCGUGCUUAGACUCACAGCGCACUACUUGAGAUCACAUCAACACGUGUUUGGUGACUCUUUAGAUUCAGCGAAUCAGUUCGGAGUAUCAUCGGUGGAGGCUUUGAUAUCUUUUCUCAAUGGAUUCAUUAUAACUACAACGUACAAAGGCUUAGUGGUGGUUAUAUCUCCAAACGUCGAACAAUAUCUUGGAUACACUGAGUUGGAACUAAUCGGUCAUAAUAUUAUAAAUAUUAUCCAUGAAGAAGACCAACAAAUGAUGUUAGAACAGUUGAUUCCAAGGAGUUAUCUCCUUGGACCCCACGACGAAAUACUUUUCCCCGAAGAUCCGGAGUCCAAAGAAAAAGUCGCAGAAGCACUUAGAAAUGAAAAAAGAAGUUUCAAUAUCAGGUUCAAAAAAAAUGGUCAACGAAAUGAAAAACAUAUAUACAUCAAUUGUCAUAUUGAGGGUUCCUUCAGGAAAUCAGACAGGGCUUGUCGAAGUAACAAUCGACGUAGUCAAAUGGUGCGACGUCUUAGAGCACGUGGACGGCACUGGUGCUCAAGCGGAAACGACGUGGUGUUUAUUGGCGUCGUACGACCAUCUUAUGAGACGUUCGUCACUGAGAGUAAACUCGACUCAAGCCUCAUGGAGUAUCGCACGCGACAUUCCAUUGAUGGUGAGAUCAUAAGCUGCGACUCGAGAAUCUCCGUCGCCACAGGCUACAUGGCAAGCGAGGUCCAAGGUGCCAACGCUAUGAACUUUAUGCAUCGGGACGACGUUCGAUGGGUCGUAGUAGCUUUGAGAGAAAUGUACGACCACCAUCGUUUAUCAGGGGAAUCUUGUUAUCGUUUAAUGACGAAAUGUGGGAGCUUCGUGUAUAUGCGCACCAAAGGAUUUUUGGAAGUCGACAAGAAUACAGGAGCGGUGACGAGCUUUGUUUGCAUCAACAGAGUGGUAGAUAAAGAAGAAGGCAAACAACUUAACAUGGAAAUGAAGAAGAAAUUCAUGAUGUUGGUGAACAACACUGAUGAAACACCGCCAGAAGAUGAUGAUGAUGAAGAGGUUAACGACAGGCAAGGUUUACCAGUCGAAGAUCCACAACAAUUGCAAAAGGUUAUCCUUCACUUGGUGACCAAUUUACCAUCUCCCAGCACUGAUAUUACUCAAUUGAAUUCACCAUUCCAAGAAGAACGAUCACCGUAUCGACUUUCUAUAAUUCCUCCUAAAAAAGAGAGGAUCGUUAAUGCUAUUGAUAAAAUAUACAAUGUUAUACAAUGUUUUAAAUAUAUUCCUAGCUCUUUAAGAUAUAAGAAAGAAAACAUACCCAAAAGUUUACAAAGCAAAGAAAGCCCAUCUGAAACUAUGGCGUCAAAUCCUGAAAAACCUGAAAAAUCUAAAAAAUCUGAAAAAUCCAACUCAGGUACUGAUCCCCCAACAUCAAAUAAUAGUCAGCCUAAAUCAGAUUAUGACACCGUUUCCCAAAAUAUAGAUCCAUUCAGUUUUUACCCUGAUGUAUUUCCUGGGACUUCAACUGAAAUAUCGCCUCAAGCCGGACCAUCAGGCUUACAGAGGCCAAUCGACCCUCUUAUACUACGACGACUUUACAUUUCUGAACCGGAAUACAUUGCUGAGAAUCAUACGCAAGUUUCGAGUACUAUUAAAGAUAGUAUCAAAACUUACGCGGUUAUGAUUCCAGCAAUUGUAUCCGGUAAGUUUGAUGAAAGUCAUAGUUCUUCUUUUGAUGCUAAUCGUUAUGUACAACCAUUAUGUCCAACGCCAGAUGUCGAUGUAAAUCAACCGGAGACUACAGAUGUCAGCAAUCCGGUUCAAUAUCGCUCAUACCCAGAACCUUCAUCGAGUACUAUGAGGCAGUUAAAAAAUUCUGCCCCUGAACAUCGGGGGAGCUCUGAUCGUACGCAAGCGUCAGGGUCGUUUCAUUCUUUGCAAGUGCCUAAGAGUAACAAUAAUUAUCCUCGUGGUUCAAGUUAUUAUAGUCCACAUAGUGUAGUUACCUACCCAAAUAUAAUACCUAUUAAUCAACCACCGUGGAACCGUGGCACUCAUGGAUCGUGGUAUAUAAGCGAGAAUUUGCCAGCACAAGGAAUUCAGGCGGUUCAGGCUGGUCCAUCGAGACCCCCACCAAUUCCGAAUUAUCCAAUAACACCAUAUCCUUUUAAUCCCUCAUGGCAACAGUGUUACCCAACAUAUAUACCGGAAUAUUCCAAUAUAUAUCAGCAAUUUGAACCCCAAGCUGAAGUUAAAAGGCAUUACUAUGCCACUAAAUCUGAUGAAGUGCCAAGUAAACGUCAAAACGUUGGCACAAUCGCUGCUACGGAGUACUUUCAACAAGAAAACACACAGCAACCAAUGACUACGACCCAAGAGGAUUUACUUUCAUUUCUUGAAGAUUUCACUUUACCCAAGUCACAUGUCGAAGAGGGUGGUGGUAUCUUAGAUGACUUCGUUAAUAGUAAUUUGUCUUUAAAUAUGCAACCUCAUGAUCGUGCAUGGGAAGAACAAGAACUAGGACUAUGUUUGGCAUUAUUGGAGGAGAACUCUAUUGAUGUACCCAUUGAUCCGGAUUUUGAAUUACCAGACGUAGACAUCGUAAACCAAAUAAGCUCUCCAAUGCCUUUGGCUUCAUACGCAAGUUUUCAAGAACCAAGUGAUGUACAAGCUGGUCUCAGAUUCCAAUCUGAAGCCGAAGCACCGCAUCUUGGCGACGACUACAUUAACAUUGAUGAUGUAGAAGAAACUAUUCAGUAUUUGGCGAGAAAAGUAGAAAUAAUUAAAGCGGUUGAAACCUUACAAAAGUAGAAAAUUAUUUAAAUCUACAUAAAGUAUACAGGGUGACUGGUGAGAUGAUAAUACUUCAAUGUGGGCUAUUUGGCGAACGUAUCUGAAGAAAAAAAAUUACAUUGAAAAUAAAUAUUAAUUUAUUGCUUAACAAAAUCGAAACGUAAAUAAUUAAUUACGCAACGCGUGGUCCCACUACGCGUGAAAUAG
This is a messenger RNA of Papilio machaon (common yellow swallowtail), 3417 nucleotides long. RefSeq names its product hypoxia-inducible factor 1-alpha (gene BmMET2). The transcript has 10 exons. Gene Ontology annotation, biological process: regulation of transcription by RNA polymerase II. Bases 70 to 3228 code for a protein of 1052 amino acids. NCBI's taxonomy places the organism in Eukaryota, Metazoa, Arthropoda, Insecta, Lepidoptera, Papilionidae. Gene Ontology annotation, molecular function: protein dimerization activity; RNA polymerase II cis-regulatory region sequence-specific DNA binding; DNA-binding transcription factor activity, RNA polymerase II-specific. The record is from RefSeq and is a predicted model, not a curated record. Gene Ontology annotation, cellular component: transcription regulator complex; cytoplasm; nucleus.